Messenger RNA from Guillardia theta CCMP2712, 942 nucleotides. RefSeq lists its product as hypothetical. The record is from RefSeq and is a predicted model, not a curated record. Lineage: Eukaryota; Cryptophyceae; Pyrenomonadales; Geminigeraceae. The coding region runs from base 58 to 828 and encodes 256 amino acids. The transcript is spliced from 10 exons.
AGGUUGGGGUCGCUUGUAGAAGGAGCAAGGUGGAAAAAUUCCUUAUCAAGAAUCUCAAUGCCUUCCUGGAUCCUCCUCACAGCGGUGCUUCUGCUUGAAUCUCAAUCUGCUCUUGCCGACAUCGCCGAAUGCACGCACACAUUUCCGGAUGGGAACAAGUUUGAUCUGUCUCCCCUGAGGAGACCCAGAGGAGUCCGCGAUUGGUACGCAGAUGAUCGCAAUGGAAACAUGUACUAUUUCAAUGUCUGCGGGGACGCCAAUCAGGUUCCCGAGGCCUGCGUCUCCAUGCAGAAGGCCGUUCGCUCUCCUGUUUUCCAAGUCUCCAACGACAACAACUGCUUCUGGCUCGGGAAGCUCAAGGGAAUGGACUGGGAGCUCAUCGACGACAGCGAGCCAGCAGCGGGGAUCGAGCUCUACUACUUCGAUGGGGAGCGAUGUCAGAGCGGACGCUCCCGAGAUGUAAGGAUCCAGUUCUUCUGCGAUCCUGAUGCGGGAGUCGGGAAGCCGCUUGAUUUCUUCGUUCUCGAGGAGGACUGCCACUUCAGCAUCACUUGGCCAUCCAAGUAUGGCUGCCCCGUCUCGUCCGGCAGCUUCACUUCCUCCUGGUUCACGGUGUUUUUGAUCCUGUUCACCGUAUACACUGUUGCGGGAUGUGCGUACAAUGUCAAGUACAGAGGGACACAAAUUGGCAUCGAGUCCAUGCCAAACCUCAACUUCUGGAAGGAGGUUUUGUCUGGCCUUUACAACAUGUUGAUACUGGUCAAGAACAAGGUGGGACAAAUGAUUGGCAGGAAAUCAUCCGAGUAUCAGAGAUUCGGAGGUCACUGAGCGACUCUGGGAGGAAUGAAAGAUGAAGAAUGACACGAUGGGAUAAGCCUGUUAACAUGUGCUUGAUAAAACACAAACCAGACGGAGUUAACAUGUGCUUGAUAAAAGACAAAC